Molecule: messenger RNA, 374 nt
Organism: Arabidopsis lyrata subsp. lyrata
Lineage: Eukaryota; Viridiplantae; Streptophyta; Magnoliopsida; Brassicales; Brassicaceae
Product: replication protein A 70 kDa DNA-binding subunit B
Exons: 3
Coding region: 12-374 (120 amino acids)
Source: RefSeq, a predicted model, not a curated record
UUUGUACCAUAAUGAAUAUCGACACAGACUAUUCUUGGUAUUUCUUUAGUUGCCUCAAGUGUAGCAAAACUGCCUAUAAGAUUCCAAAGGUUGAAAAUGAGAUUGUCAAGAAACGUAAGAAAGAAAUGUUUUGGUGUCCAACAUGUAAGGAAGACACUCCUAAGGUGAUACCAAGGUAUCUUUUAAACGUUGGAGUAAUGGAUAGCACUGGAGACACUAAAUGUCUUAUCUUUGAUAAAAGUGCACAAGAGAUAAUCGGUGUGUCUGCAGAGGAUUUGCUUGAAGGGAAGUGGGAUGAGGUAAACAAAUUUGUUGUUAAUAGGUAUAUAGACCAUAAUAUUCAUAUCUCUUAUAUACUUUUAUGUUUCUGGUGA